Botrytis fragariae is the source of this 1785-nucleotide messenger RNA. RefSeq names its product putative glucose-methanol-choline oxidoreductase protein. NCBI's taxonomy places the organism in Eukaryota, Fungi, Ascomycota, Leotiomycetes, Helotiales, Sclerotiniaceae. Gene Ontology annotation, molecular function: flavin adenine dinucleotide binding; oxidoreductase activity, acting on CH-OH group of donors. The transcript is spliced from 4 exons. The record is from RefSeq and is a predicted model, not a curated record. Bases 1 to 1785 code for a protein of 594 amino acids.
AUGACAUCUACACCACACAAUAAUUACGAUUUCAUAAUUGUAGGAGCUGGCCCAGCCGGACUAUCCCUCGCAGCACGCCUCUCGUCAGCUCCUUCUCAUCCAUCCGUCCUCCUCAUUGAAGCAGGAGGUCCCAACAAUGACCAAGAAUAUCUUAUUCCUGCUGAACGCUUUACUCUCUUUGGCACUCAACCCUCUUUGAAUUGGGGAUAUAAGACAGAGCCCUGCUCUCAUCUAGGAGGUCAACAAAUUGAUUAUUCACGGGGAAAAGGAAUUGGUGGUAGUACCGCUAUAAACUUUUCCUGUUGGGUAAUCGGGGGAGCGGAAGAUUUUGACGCCUGGGCUGAAAAGGUUGAUGAUGAUACAUGGUCAUGGACGCAUGUUAAAGAACGCCUCAAAAAAAUCGAACAUUACCAUGAUGAGGUUCCAGACCAAUAUCGCGAAUUUGUGAAUCCAAAACCAGAAGAUCAUGGAACCGAGGGGCCACUUCAUCUUUCUUACGCUCCUGUUUGGGAAAAGGGUUUGACAGAUGUCUAUAUAGCAGCUAAACAAGCUGGAUUGCCGUUGAAUACUGAUAUAAAUUCUGGGAAUCCAAUUGGAAUGGGUAUGGGCUCUUCUUGUAUGCAUGAUGGGCUGAGAACAACUGCUUCGUCUUAUUUACCAUUAAUGGGUCCGAGAUUCGAAACUAUCCUCAACGCCCCCGUUGCGAAAGUCCUAUUUAAUGGAAAGAAAACGAUAGGUAUCAGAACAAUUGAUGGUCGAGAAUACUAUUCCCGUAAAGAUGUCAUCUUAUCAGCCGGUGCAUUGAAUAGUCCUCAACUUCUUCUCCUUUCUGGAAUCGGUCCUGCUUCCGAACUCAAGGAACACAAUAUACCAAUCAUCAACGAUCUUCCGCAAGUAGGAAAGAAUCUUCAAGAUCAUUGCUUUUCUACCACAACCCUGUUACUGAAAGAAGGAUCAAAUGAUCGCAUGGAAUUUGAAAUGAAUGAAGAGAUGAAGAAAACUGCAAAGGAAGGUUGGAUUAAAGAUAAGAGUGGAAAGUUGGCCGAAUUAUAUUGUGGUGUUCCAAUGGGAUGGUUCAAGAACGAGAAAGUUUUGGAAUCAAAAGAAUUUACUGAUUUAUCGGAGGAUAAAAAGGCUUUUUUGAGGCAAAAGAAUGUUCCUAUUUUCGAAAUUGCUACGCACGUACCUCCCCUUUUCACAGGCACCCACGUCCUCUCCCCAACAGAUUCCUACCUAACCUGUCUCUCCUUCGUCAUGAACCCUCAAGCAACAGGCAGCGUCACACUUUCUUCUGCCGACCCCUCUGUACCACCGAAGAUUGACGCGAAUCUAAUUAACCAUCCGUAUGACCGACGAGUUCUUAUUGAAGCAGUAAGGAAAACGAUGGAAUUUUUAGAUACACCUGUUUUUAAAGAGAAGACUGUUAAAAUGAUUGGAGUUCCCGAGGGUGGCGUUGGAGCGAGUGAUGAAAGUAUCUGGGAACACUGCCGUAACAAUCUCUUCAGCAGUUGGCACAUGUGCAGUACAGUCCGCAUGGGUAAAGAUAAAGAUGAGAGUACAGCAUGUGUAGAUACGAAUUUUAGGGUAUUGGGUGUGGAAGGACUGAGAGUGGUGGAUUUGAGUGUGCUUCCACUUUUACCUAAUAAUCACACACAAUCAACAGCAUACUUAGUGGGUGAAACUGCAGCCGAGAAGAUGAUUGAAGAAUAUGCAUUGAAUUCACCUGGUACUGCUUCUACUCGGAGGGAUGCUGGGGGAAGUGGUGAGUUUAGGUCCAGUCUUUAA